UGCAUAUCCACUUCAGUGGUUGAAGGAGAAGGUUGUGUUUUAUGUGGUUAUACUAAUUUUUAGUGACAAUACUGAAAUGUUUUUUAUGUAAACUACUUUCGAUAAAGCAAUUAAAUUUUCUAGGAUUUAUUGAAAUUGUAAACUGUUAAAAUGAAUAUUUAUUUUACGUUUAUGACAGAACUUCAUUAAAGAAUCUGUUCCCUCUUCAUCGGAACAGUAGUCAGCUGAUCAGUCAAAACUGCGAAGUCAACAUGUCACGUCAGAACCCGGACCGCAGCAUCCCUCAUCUCCGCGACAUCUUCGGUUUUCAUAAUUCCUGGGAAAAUCACGCGCAAAACAAUGUUGACGUUUUGCAACAUCAAUUUCAGGACAUGCGUCUUAACAAAGGAGAUGCCAACAACAAAUCGUCUGCGGGCAACGAUAGCGCUGUUUCAGUAGGUUCUACGAGUGAGGAAGAAAUACCAAAAUCUUCGUCCAAGGAGAAGAAGAAAAAACAGCGCAAUAGUCGACGCGACAAUUCUAGGACCCUCACUGAAAGAGAUGUGAAACAUUUGGAGCGUCAUUUGUCAAUGAAGAAAACAAUUCGUAAAAAAAUAAUGCGAGAUCUUCAGCAGGCAUUUGUCGAGGACCCCAACGAAUUUCGCGUGGAAGACAUCCCUCCUGAAAAGCUGAAGGCUGAAAUUAAUGUAGAGAGUUUAAGUUUUGGACCACCAUCGAAUAAAACCGGCAAAAAAAUGAGUCCCGAAGCUAAUUUCUUGGAUAUGCUUCGUAGCGGUGGCGGAGGAGGUAAUAACAAUCCUUCCACUCCUAGCGGACGUUUCGUGAACGACGAUGAUGACUCGGGCCACGGUUCCCCAACGCGUGAAUCAGGAGGUCGCCUGGUGGACUGUGACGAUGACGACGACAUCUAUGAGGCAGAAUCAGCAAACAAGAAGACUAGUUUCUGGCGGCGGAAUCGCGAUGUAGCUAGUCAAGUGGGAAAACAGAAAUAUUUGACAAUGAUUUUAUUCAUUGAUGAUUCAACCAAUUUA
This is a messenger RNA of Gryllus bimaculatus (two-spotted cricket), 1031 nucleotides long. The record is from the annotation of a GenBank genome assembly. Lineage: Eukaryota; Metazoa; Arthropoda; Insecta; Orthoptera; Gryllidae.